AUGUUUGGAAAAAAUAUUAUGAGUGUAGUAGCGCGCAACAUGUAUGCUGCGAGAGCACCGAUCAUUACCAGAAACUUUUCUAUUACAUCAGAAAGGAGUGAUAUAGUAAAAAUUCAAAGUUCAGAUGAUUUCAAGGAUAAAGUCAUCAAUAGUAAAGUACCAGUGGUCGUCGAUUUCUUCGCCACAUGGUGUAACCCAUGUAGGCUGCUGACACCUCGUCUCGAGUCAAUUAUUUCUGAGAGCAAGUCUAAGGUGGUCUUGGCUAAGGUUGAUAUUGAUGAGCAGACAGAUUUAGCACUAGAUUACGAAGUGAGCUCUGUACCUGUGCUACUGGCUGUUAAAAAUGGAAAGGUUCAACAACGCCUUGUCGGUUUGCAAGAUACAGAUAAACUGCGCAAAUGGAUUGAACAACUUACUAUUGAAACUAAAGCUGAAGUUAAAGCCUAA
Messenger RNA from Arctia plantaginis, 447 nucleotides. Lineage: Eukaryota; Metazoa; Arthropoda; Insecta; Lepidoptera; Erebidae. The record is from the annotation of a GenBank genome assembly.